AUGACAUGCUACGACUCGAGAGGGUAUCCUCAGAGUGGGAUGCAGCCCUGCUUCCCCAACAUCCCGGCCACGGGCACGAACCCUUGCUGCGGAACAGUCGACCUUUGCUUGUCUAACGGGCUAUGCCUCAAUCUCGGCGCUGAUAAUGAGUUUACUGCCCAGGGAUGCACCAACCAGCAUGGGACAGCCCUUGCAUUAGCAACUGCAGAAAAUGGCAAGGAUAAUAUCAAUCUCUACGCCUACCUCGUACAUUGCUCCGGGUUCCAUUACUGCUGCGGCUUCGAUCGGAGCUGCUGCAAUAACAGCGACAGCGUCUUUACCCUCGCGAAGUUCACGGUCAUAAACUAUCCCUACUCGCCGACGACAACAUCAAGCUCACUCUCCUCCACUGCUCCUCCCAGCGACAACAACGCCACUAAUAACGACGACUACAAGCAGAAGAUAAUCACGGGUCUCGCGGCCGGGCUCGGGGUGCCCCUAAGCCUGAUCCUGAUCGCGGGAGGGUGCUUUUUCUACUGGCGGCGGAGAAAUCGGCAGUCCAAUGUCACCGGCCCCCUGAUCCGGUUCACGCACAGUGGCUAG
This is a messenger RNA of Lasiosphaeria miniovina, 582 nucleotides long. RefSeq lists its product as uncharacterized. The record is from RefSeq and is a predicted model, not a curated record. The coding region runs from base 1 to 582 and encodes 193 amino acids. The transcript is spliced from 2 exons. NCBI's taxonomy places the organism in Eukaryota, Fungi, Ascomycota, Sordariomycetes, Sordariales, Lasiosphaeriaceae.